This is a messenger RNA of Zygosaccharomyces rouxii, 1230 nucleotides long. It is a transcript of the gene STP22, whose product is annotated as ubiquitin-binding ESCRT-I subunit protein STP22. The transcript has 2 exons. Gene Ontology annotation, cellular component: ESCRT I complex. Lineage: Eukaryota; Fungi; Ascomycota; Saccharomycetes; Saccharomycetales; Saccharomycetaceae. The coding region runs from base 1 to 1230 and encodes 409 amino acids. The record is from RefSeq and is a predicted model, not a curated record. Gene Ontology annotation, biological process: endosome to lysosome transport; protein transport; protein modification process. Gene Ontology annotation, molecular function: ubiquitin binding.
AUGCCACCAGCUUCCAAUGAUGAAAGUUUCGUUUCCAUCCCACAACCAGUGAUUAAUUGGCUAUUUGGAGUCAUUCAACCAAUCUAUCAUGAUAAGAAGACAACAUUCCACGAUUCUGUAGUUGUACUUAGCUAUUACAAACAACUGAGGCCUAGGACAAGAGUUUAUACUGAUUCCAACGGUAUAUCCGAAUUACUCCUAUGCAUAUAUGGUAAACCUGAGAUUGGAUCCCCAGUACCUUUACUCAUAUGGAUCCCCAAGUCUUAUCCUUUGGAGCAUCCAAUAGUGUAUAUUGAUUUGGAAUCUUUGAAGGAUGCUAAAGUUUCACCGGGUGAACAUGUUGACCCCAAUGGAUUGAUAACUUUACCUAUAUUUGGAAAAUGGAAUGCCGAUACCUGCAAUCUUUUACACGUAGUGCAGGAGUGUAUUAAGAUAUGUCGUUAUGACCAUGUAAUUGAUCCGGUGGCUCCUGGUGAUUCAAACACAUAUUUAACAUUACCACCAAAACUGCCACCUAAUCCAGUAGAAGAAAUCCCUAAACCACCAUUACCCAAGAAGACAGGUUUCCUUCAUUCGACUUCUAAUGAUAAUAUUCUACCGUCAAAUAUCCCAUCAAAAGCUACACCGGAACCUAGACUUGCAGAAGUCCCCCCUGUAUUGCCCAAGAAACCUCAGCCAGCACAUUCAUUGGAUCUGUUAGACUCUGUUGCUACUGAAAAUGCUGAUAACACUCACAAAGCAGUUUUAGGUGAUUUGCAGCAUGCAUUAAACCAAAUGAGUGAAGCAGACUUAGCUUAUAUUAAUGAAAAUCUACAGAAUCGUAAAUUAUCCAUAGCAUCAGCACAGCGGCAGUUUGAAUCCAUGUACAGAUACGAAACUGACUCGUUGAAAAAUAUUAGAGAAUCUAUUGAACUAACUAAGGCAUCAUUACAAGGUGAAAUUAGUUUGAUUAAAAGGCAUUUUGAUAAAAUAGAAUUAUAUGAGAAAGAAAAUGGUGAAGAAAUUGAUCCGUCCUCUUUAGUGACAGCACAAAAUCCUGCUUUGAAUCAGUUGUACGAAUCAGUGGCAAGGGAUUAUGCUCUUUCGGAUACAAUGCAUGUUUUGGCAAGAUUACUCAAUCGUGACGCCGUUAAUUUGGAUGUAUUUGUUAAAAAGACAAGACAAUUGGGAAGAGAACAAUUCUUUACCAGGAUGCACAUUCAAAACAUAAUUGAAAGAUUAAGGCAAUGA